AUGGAAAAUAUUAUCACACAGGUUUCACAGGAUACCGGGGCUAAUGGGUUCUUGAAGGACCAGGUACCAUCAUCAGCCUACGACGAUGACAUUGGAAACGAUAGCGAGAACGGUAAUUCUUUAAUUCACUUGAACAUCCAGGAUAAGCACUAUUACAUCACACGCGACCAACUGAUGUCACUUCCUGAGUCAUUACUGUUGUGUUUGUUUCCGUCAGGUGUUUUCUUGGAUUGUCAAGGUCAAGUUAUAACUAAUUUGACACCAGAUGAUGAAGUCUACAUUUCAAAUUUCUCACCAAAAUGUUUUGAGUAUAUCAUGGAAGCGUAUACAAAGGCCUACGAUGAUUUGAUCAACUUCCCCAUUAAUAAAUUAUUUGAUAGAUCCGUGUCGGGAAGAGACCACCCCUUCUCUGCUAAGGGUUUUUUCUUUUUUAGUGGUUCAAAUCCAGCUGCAAAUCAAAAUAAUAAUGAGAAUGAUAUCUUGCACGACAAACCGACCAUUAUUGUGCUUAGAGAAGAUCUGGACUACUACUGCGUUCCUCAGAGUGAUUUCCAAUUCGACAAUAAAGACACCAGUGAUGACCUAUUGUAUCAUGUUAUGGCUCAAGUUAAGGCAGCUGCUGGCAGCUACCUUACUAAUAAGACUUCAAUUUUCCAAGGAUUGUAUUCAUCUAACAGGUUAAGGAAUUCAACGGCAAACAGGCAGUCAAGCGCAACUGUCGAAAAGUUUUCAAAGGAAAAAGAAUUGGGUCCCGCUGAGCAACAUUUGAUGGAUAUGCUGUGUUCGUCAGGAUUCGAAAGAAACUCAACGUGGGGAAAUAGAACUCAGGAACCAGAUAAAACUGUUAUAAGCUCUUUGUCGCUAUGUCGAAUUGCCAAUGAAACUACGGAGGAGUUUAGAGAGAAGUAUUUUGCCGCAAGAAACAGAUGGGACUCCGAAAUCAAACAAGCACACGAGAACUCACUAACGCCCGUUGGAUCCACAGUUUCGGUGAAUUCAUUAUCUCGCACUACAUCAAAUAACAAUGCUCCCGUAUUGACUUCCUCCCAUGCUUUGACUCCAACUGCUUCCGCUUCCAACAUUUCCAGUCACCACAAACCCCAUGGCGAAAAGAGGAAGUCACGGUUGUCUGCCCUAGCCGACAACGUCAGGUCAAGAUCCUCCUCGUCGCAAAGGUCAAGCUCCAAACAGCGGGUCCAAGAAGCACCCAAACUGUACGAUCUGGUUCCAAAGCCAGACAUCAACCCAAAACUACUACUGUUUUGGAGAAAACCAGCGCGGAAGUGUUGGUGGGGCGAAGAGGAAAUCGAUUUGCAAGUUGAAAUCUAUGGAUCUUGGUCUGACCAAAAGACUGCUGAUAACAAGAAGAUGCUCAGUUUGAAAACUCCAGUCAAUGUCAACGAUGGCCUGAAUAAGAUCACCAUCCCGGUGAGACUACACAUCCGAAGGGUCUGGACUUUAGAACUCAGUGCCAUAGGUGUUGAUUGA
This is a messenger RNA of Zygotorulaspora mrakii, 1488 nucleotides long. RefSeq names its product Whi2p (gene WHI2). The record is from RefSeq and is a predicted model, not a curated record. Gene Ontology annotation, molecular function: RNA binding. The coding region runs from base 1 to 1488 and encodes 495 amino acids. Gene Ontology annotation, cellular component: nucleus. Lineage: Eukaryota; Fungi; Ascomycota; Saccharomycetes; Saccharomycetales; Saccharomycetaceae. The transcript has a single exon.